AUGGCCGUCACGAAACGAGCAGGGCGUAAGAAGGAUGCCGCUCAAGCACAACCACAAGGCCGGCCUGCUGCUGGUGGCGCGGGAGGCCAGCCCGCAAUCCGGAAGGCCGCUUACGAGACUUCGAAGAAGAAAGAGGUCGGAGUGUCAGACUUGACCUUGAUCAGCAAGAUCUCCAAUGAGGCAAUCAACGACAAUCUCAAGAAGCGCUUUGAGAAUGCGGAGAUCUAUACGUACAUCGGGCAUGUGCUGGUCUCGGUCAACCCGUUCCGCGACCUGGGCAUAUAUACCGAUCAAAUACUAGAGAGCUACCAGGGCAAGAAUAGGCUGGAGGUACCGCCACAUGUCUUCGCUAUCGCGGAGAGUAUGUACUACAACAUGAAAGCGUACAACGAGAACCAAUGCGUUAUCAUCUCUGGAGAGUCUGGGGCAGGCAAGACGGAGGCGGCGAAGCGCAUUAUGCAAUACAUCGCGAACGUGUCUGGUGGAAGCGAUUCAAGCAUCCAGCAAAUCAAGGAGAUGGUACUCGCGACUAACCCGCUGUUGGAGAGUUUUGGCAAUGCUAAGACGUUACGCAACAACAACUCGAGUCGCUUCGGCAAGUAUCUUGAGAUCCAGUUCAAUGCGCAAGGAGAGCCCGUUGGAGCCAACAUCAACAACUACCUGCUCGAAAAGUCACGAGUGGUUGGCCAGAUUCGGGACGAAAGGAGUUUUCACAUAUUCUACCAAUUCACGAAAGCGGCAAGUCAAGAGCACCGUACCGAUUUCGGCAUACAGCAGCCUUCCACAUAUGCGUAUACGAGCAAGAGCAAAUGCUACGAUGUGGCGGGAAUUGACGACGUGGCGGACUUCAAGGACACCCUAAAUGCGAUGAAGGUCAUUGGUAUGACGCAGCAGGAGCAAGAUCAAAUCUUCCGGAUGCUGGCUGCGGUACUGUGGAUCGGCAACGUUUCGUACGUGGAAGAUGAUGCAGGGAAUGCGGCUGUGCACGACCAGAGUGUGAUCGACUUUGUUGCAUACCUGCUGGAGGUGGAGUCACCGCACGUCAACAAGGCGCUCACGACGCGCAUUAUUGAGACGUCGCGCGGCGGUCGCAGAGGUUCAGUCUACGACUCGCCGAUGAACAUCGCACAAGCAACCGCCACUCGCGACGCUUUGGCGAAAGGAAUAUACACGAACAUGUUCGACUGGAUCGUGCAGCGCGUGAAUCAGUCACUUCGCGCUCGCGGCGCACUUGCGCACUCGAUUGGUAUCUUGGAUAUUUACGGCUUUGAGAUCUUCGAGCGCAAUUCUUUCGAGCAGCUAUGCAUCAAUUAUGUCAAUGAAAAGCUACAGCAGAUCUUCAUCCAGCUCACGCUCAAGACCGAACAAGAAGAGUAUGAGAGGGAGCAGAUCCAGUGGACGCCGAUCAAGUACUUUGACAACAAGGUCGUGUGCGAGUUGAUCGAGGAAAAACGACCGCCUGGCGUCUUUGCAGCGCUGAACGAUGCAUGUGCGACUGCUCAUGCCGACCCUGCAGCCGCAGAUCAGACCUUCGUUCAGCGGCUCAACGCGCUGUCAGGUAAUCCCAACUUCGCACCGCGGCAGGGACAGUUCGUUAUCAAGCACUAUGCCGGCGAUGUUAACUACGCUAUUGAAGGCAUGACGGACAAGAAUAAAGACCAGCUGCUCAAGGAUAUUCUCAACUUGGUGGCAGAGAGCAGCAAUCAGUUCGUGCACACUCUGUUCCCGAAUGAAGUUGACCAGGACAACAAGCGAAGACCACCCACAGCCGGCGACAAGAUCAAAGCAUCCGCGAACGAUCUCGUGGCUACUCUCAUGAAGUGCACUCCUAGCUACAUCCGUACAAUCAAGCCGAACGAGAAUAAGUCGCCCACGGAGUACAACACCGCAAACGUCAUGCAUCAGAUAAAGUAUCUCGGUCUGCAAGAGAACGUGCGCAUCCGACGGGCUGGAUUUGCCUACCGUCAAACCUUCGAAAAGUUCGUCGAGCGCUUCUACCUUCUUUCGCCGAAGUGUAGCUACGCUGGUGAGUACACGUGGACGGGUGACGCCCGCUCCGGUGUGCAACAGAUUCUCAAGGAUACCAGUAUCCCGAAAGAAGAGUGGCAGAUGGGAGUCACGAAAGCGUUCAUCAAGACGCCGGAAACAUUGUUUGCGCUCGAGACAAUGCGAGAUCGGUACUGGCACAACAUGGCUAUCCGGAUCCAGCGGGCGUGGCGGAACUAUCUGAGAUAUCGCAUUGAGUGUGCGACACGAAUUCAGAGGUUUUGGCGUAAGAAGAGCGGUGGCGAGCCGUUCCUUGUGCUGCGUGAUGAAGGCACAAAACUGCUCGCUGGACGGAAAGAGAGGCGGCGCUUCUCAUUGUUGGGUUAUAGACGCUAUCUCGGCGACUAUCUGGGUAUCGACAACCAGGGUGGCACUGGCGAGCUACUUCGAAGGAGUGCUGGCAUUGGCUCGGGCGAGAAGACAUUCUUCUCCUGCCGCUGCGAAGUCCUCGUGUCGAAGCUCGGUCGCAGUAGCAAGCCUGAACCACGCUUCUUGGUGUUGACUAGCAAGGCCGUCUAUAUCAUCAAGCAAGCGCUCGUCAACAAGCAGCUGCAGAUCUCGUCCGAGCGGACUAUUCCGCUCGGAGCGAUCAAGUUUGUCAGUGCAAGCAAUCUCAAGGACGACUGGUUCGCCAUCGGUGCUAGUAGUCCGCAAGAGCCGGACCCACUGGUAAACUGCAUUUUCAAGACGGAGUUCUUCACGCAGCUCCGAAACGCCUCGCGAGGAGCCGUUCAGCUGCAAAUAGGGGAUACUGUGCAGUACAACAAGAAGCCGGGCAAGCCUUCCACUAUCAAAGCGGUGAAAGAUCCAUCUGUGAGAAGGGACGAUGUGUACAAGUCUGGUCAAAUCCUGACGGGCCCGGGCGAGCCACCAAACUCUGUCUCAAAGCAGACUCCUAAAGGCAGGCCAGUUGCUGCCAAGGCUAUUACUACGGGCAAGCUCUUGAAGAAGAGCGAAGGCGGAAAGCUGUCACAGCAGGCGGCGCAGCGGAAGCCGAUACCGCAGAGUCGACCUCUACCCGGACAAACCUUCCAUCAGCCGGCGCCUCACACACAGCCCGUUUCUGCGCUCACAAAUGGGACAGUGACGGGACAUAAUCGCAAUGUUUCGACCGCUUCGACUGCAUCUGCAGCGUCUGGGAGAAUUCCGCCGCCGCCACCACCACCUGCAGCAGUGGUGCAGCCGCCGAAGGAUCCGGAAUACAGGGCUUUGUAUGAGUUCGUGGGACAGACGGGUGGAGAGCUGAGCUUGGACAAGGGCGAAGUGGUUGUUAUUACCCAGAAAGAGAACAACGGCUGGUGGCUAGCUCGUCGACCAGACCACUCCGCUUCAGGCUGGGCGCCUGCCGCAUACCUCGAAGAGGUCAAGCCACCGCCCCCUCCCGUCGUCGCACCAGCAGGCAUACGGCCUCCGCCUCCUCCUGCGCCCGCGGCGACACGAACGAACGGCGCUUCGAAUGGUGCUCCUGCGCCAGCGACGAGAGGCAAGCCGACACCGCCUGCGCCUCCGGCGAAGCGACCUGCAGGACGCAAGCCUGUGGUGGGCAAUACGCCGCGAGACAGCGGGUACUCCAACGGCGGUACGCCGGAUGGAGCUGCUAGCGGCGCUGCGACACCUAAUGGUUCAGCGGGCGGUGCUGGGAUUGCGGGAGGCUUGGCUGAGGCAUUGCGGGCGAGACAAAAGGCUAUGCAUAACCGCGACGAUGAUGAGGCCGAUUGGUGA
Baudoinia panamericana UAMH 10762 is the source of this 3768-nucleotide messenger RNA. RefSeq lists its product as uncharacterized. Bases 1 to 3768 code for a protein of 1255 amino acids. The transcript is spliced from 3 exons. NCBI's taxonomy places the organism in Eukaryota, Fungi, Ascomycota, Dothideomycetes, Mycosphaerellales, Teratosphaeriaceae. The record is from RefSeq and is a predicted model, not a curated record. Gene Ontology annotation, molecular function: ATP binding; microfilament motor activity; actin filament binding. Gene Ontology annotation, biological process: vesicle transport along actin filament; endocytosis; actin filament organization. Gene Ontology annotation, cellular component: actin cortical patch; myosin complex; plasma membrane.